GGAGAGAGGGAGAGGAGGCGGGCCUUAGCGAGGUAGAACGGGAGAAAGGGAUCCCGCCGCGCGCGCUGUGAAGAGAAGCAGAGCGGAGCCUCGGUUGCAGUCAUGAGCGGCGGGGUCUACGGAGGAGAUGAAGUUGGAGCUCUGGUCUUUGAUAUCGGGUCUUACACUGUGAGAGCCGGCUAUGCUGGAGAAGACUGCCCAAAGGUUGAUUUCCCCACUGCCAUUGGCAUGGUAAUGGAUCGGGAUGAUGGAAGCUCCAUGAUGGAGAUUGAUGGUGACAAAAACAAACAAGGCCCAACGUACUACAUAGACACAAAUGCCUUGCGAGUUCCAAGGGAGAACAUGGAGGCCAUUUCACCUUUAAAAAAUGGAAUGAUUGAAGAUUGGGAUAGCUUCCAAGCAAUUUUGGAUCAUACUUACAAGAUGCAUAUUAAAUCUGAAGCAGCUUUGCAUCCUGUCCUAAUGUCUGAAGCACCGUGGAACACCAGAGCGAAGCGUGAGAAACUGACCGAACUGAUGUUUGAACAUUACAAUAUUCCCGCUUUCUUCUUGUGCAAAACUGCAGUACUUACAGCCUUUGCUAAUGGCAGAUCCACAGGCUUGAUUUUAGACAGUGGAGCGACACAUACCACUGCAAUUCCAGUGCAUGAUGGAUAUGUGCUCCAACAAGGGAUUGUGAAAUCGCCUCUAGCUGGAGAUUUCAUUACAAUGCAGUGCAGAGAGCUGUUUCAGGAAAUGAAUGUCGAGAUAAUCCCUCCAUAUAUGAUUGCCUCCAAGGAAGCUGUUCGUGAGGGUUCUCCAGCAAACUGGAAGAGGAAAGAGAAAUUGCCACAAGUCACAAGGACUUGGCACAAUUAUAUGUGCACUUGUGUGAUUCAAGAUUUUCAAGCUUCUGUCCUGCAAGUCUCUGAUUCAGCAUAUGAUGAACAGGUGGCUGCACAGAUGCCAACUGUACAUUAUGAGUUUCCCAACGGUUACAACUGUGACUUCGGUGCUGAGCGGCUAAAAAUCCCUGAAGGUUUAUUUGACCCUUCCAAUGUAAAGGGUUUAUCUGGCAAUACAAUGCUUGGUGUGAGCCAUGUGGUCACAACGAGUGUCGGAAUGUGUGAUAUAGACAUCAGGCCGGGCCUGUAUGGUAGUGUGAUUGUAGCAGGAGGCAAUACACUACUGCAGAGCUUUACAGACAGACUGAAUAGAGAACUCUCCCAGAAAACCCCUCCAAGCAUGCGACUGAAGUUGAUAGCAAACAACACAACAGUCGAGCGAAGGUUUAGUUCCUGGAUUGGAGGCUCCAUUUUGGCUUCUCUGGGUACCUUCCAGCAGAUGUGGAUCUCCAAGCAAGAAUACGAAGAAGGAGGCAAGCAAUGUGUGGAAAGAAAAUGCCCAUGAAUCCUGUGCUGCAGGAGUUUGCCUUCCCUAGUUCUUCUAAUAUUUGAUAGCUUUAGUAUGCUCAGGAAUUGAAGUUUUGUCUCUUUUGUAGCAAUUCUAUACUUUUUGUGCAUUCUCUUUUAACAAACCAUAGGUAUUUUAAAAGUCCAGACUGCUUCUGUCACCACAAAUGGAUGCCCGUAUCCUUGGUAAAUGCAAUAAUUCCUAAUUUUUAUAUAAUUUUUUAUAGAAUAUCUAUUUUCUGCAAACCCCCUACACAACCCUUUUUUUCCUGGGAACUAAGGUAUAAAGUAUGGAUGUAACUUCUUGCCUUUCAACAAAAUUUCUAAGAAAUGUGUCUAUCUUCAGACUAGUCUUCCAUGUUACGUUGGCCUUAAUAAAUUCCUCUAGUUUGUCUUA
Molecule: messenger RNA, 1788 nt
Organism: Anolis sagrei ordinatus
Lineage: Eukaryota; Metazoa; Chordata; Lepidosauria; Squamata; Anolidae
Gene: ACTL6A
Product: actin like 6A
Biological process (GO): chromatin remodeling; regulation of transcription by RNA polymerase II; nervous system development
Cellular component (GO): NuA4 histone acetyltransferase complex; SWI/SNF complex
Molecular function (GO): chromatin binding
Source: RefSeq, a predicted model, not a curated record